CCGACAAAGAAGCGUUCAUUAUUGCCCAUAAAGAGUUAAUGGACGCUAGAAAAGCGGAAAAAUAGCUUACAUCACAAAUUCCUAUUGAAAACGUCUGAAGAGUACUCAUCCAUGGAGACGAAGCCGCCGCCGCCGCCAAAUGAGAUCUUAUCGCGGCCUUUGUACAUAUUCGACUUGCCAGAAGAGCUGUUGUAUACACUAACGCUGAAGAAUGCCGCACAUGUUACGAUAGAUACUGCAAAACUACAGCCACAGCUUCCUUUGCAGGACGACGCGGACUUGAAAACAGAAUCGGGCGAACCCACACAAAAGUCAUCGGCUACGAGUUGCAAGCUAUGCAAUCUUCAGUUUCACAACGUGCAAGAGCAAAGAAAUCAUGCGCGAUCCGAUCUCCACAAUUACAACUUGAAACAGCAGCUUCGCGGUCAGCGCACAGUAGGCGAGGACGAGUUCGAAAAGCUGGUAGAAGAACUAGACGAGAGCAUAUCGGGAUCGAAUAGCGAAUCGGAGAGCGAAGAUGAUGCUGCGGCAAGGGAUGACACGCUGACAGCAUUGCUAAGGAAGCAAAUGAAAAUUUCAAGAGAGAUUAUUGGCUCGGAAUCAGAAAAAAGAGCUACAUUGUCUGGCAGCCCGCUUGUGUGGUUUCAAAGCGAAAAGCUGCCUAGCAAUAUAAACCUGGGCAUAUACAAGGCGAUAUUUUCUAAAGAAGAGCAAGAAGACCCUUCAAGUUUUGUGGAGGCGAUCAAAAAGAGGCAAAUUAGACACACAGAGGACAAGAUGAAGUACAGUGUUGGUGCGAGCAACACUGAGAAUGCGCCAGCGAAACCUCCUCAUUAUUUUCUCCUCAUGAUUGGUGGCGGACACUGUGCUGCUAUGGUUGUGUCACUCGCUCCGAAAAUUAUAAGACAAGGACAAGGUAAAAACGAGAGACAGGCGGACGUCCUGGCCCACAAGACAUUUCAUCGCUAUACAACUAGGCGGAAGCAGGGUGGAUCACAAUCAGCUUCAGACGCAGCAAGAGGCGCGGCCCAUUCCGCCGGCUCAUCUUUGCGAAGAUACAAUGAGGCUGCCCUGACUUCGGAGGUGCGCCAGUUGCUGACUACUUGGAAGGAACUAAUAGACUCCGCGGAGCUGCUAUUUAUUCGGGCAACAGGCAAUACAAAUCGUCAAACGCUGUUUGCCGAGCAUGAGGGCCGAGUUUUGAGACACAAUGACCCAAGGAUACGUGGCUUUCCAUUCAGCACAAGAAGGGCAACCCAAUCGGAGCUCAUGCGCGCCUUUGCUGAGCUCACUCGCGUCAAAGUCUCGCUAGUAGAUGAGUCGGCACUUGCAUUAGCCCAGGAGAAAGAGAGGCUGCGACAGGAGGAGCCGAAAGCUGCACCUUCGAGAAGUUCGAAGCCGCAGAAACUGUCCGAAGAAGAAGAAACUGACGCUUUCCACACGAGUCAGAUCCAAUCGCUCAUAAGGCGGUCGAAGGCACCAGCACUUCUAAACUACUUGAAGUCGAAUAAUCUAAAUGGAGACUUUACCUUUUUCCCAGAAUCAGCAAAUUAUCAUGCUCCGACUCCACUCCACCUGGCCGCAUCACUAUCAUCUCCCGCGCUAGUCACCGCACUUCUGCUCAAAGCUAAGACAGAUCCUACAAGGCUGAAUGGAGACGGCAAAACUGCAUAUGAGAUCGCUGGCGAUCGAGCAACGCGGGACGCGUUUCGGUCGGCACGCCACACUUUGGGCGACGUUGCGUUAGACUGGGUCGCUGCGAAAGUUCCAUCUGCUCUGUCGCCAGACGAACUGUCCCGGCGCGCAGAACAGGAAAGGAAAGAAAGGGCAGCUGUUGACGCCAAGGAAGCACUGCGGCGUAAACAGGAACUUGAGAGGCUUGAGAGAGAAGCUGAAGCCGCUGAUGCCGCCAAGAGGGAACAGAAAUUUGGAAAAGGGAAGACCCUAGCAGGGAUGGAAAAGACUGGUGCAGAUAAGCGCGAAGAGGAGUCAAGGGGUAUGACGCCCGAGAUGCGAAUGAGGCUUGAAAGAGAGAAACGGGCUAGGGCGGCUGAGGAGAGGAUGAGAAGGCUACAAGGUGGAACUUAAGCAUUGACCAGACCGUCAAUUAAUUUAAU
Messenger RNA from Verruconis gallopava, 2117 nucleotides. RefSeq lists its product as uncharacterized. The record is from RefSeq and is a predicted model, not a curated record. Bases 112 to 2088 code for a protein of 658 amino acids. NCBI's taxonomy places the organism in Eukaryota, Fungi, Ascomycota, Dothideomycetes, Venturiales, Sympoventuriaceae. Gene Ontology annotation, molecular function: zinc ion binding; nucleic acid binding. The transcript has a single exon.